Messenger RNA from Anoplopoma fimbria (sablefish), 288 nucleotides. Its product is annotated as ubiquitin carboxyl-terminal hydrolase 37-like. The transcript has 2 exons. Gene Ontology annotation, biological process: protein deubiquitination. Gene Ontology annotation, molecular function: cysteine-type deubiquitinase activity. NCBI's taxonomy places the organism in Eukaryota, Metazoa, Chordata, Actinopteri, Perciformes, Anoplopomatidae. The record is from RefSeq and is a predicted model, not a curated record. The annotation marks the transcript as partial.
AUGUUGAUGUGUGUUGUGUUUGUGUUUGUCAGGUUUCCAAACCCAGCACAGAUCUGCUACGUGAACUCCAGCCUCCAGAGCCUGCUCACACUGACGGACUUCACCAGGGCCGUCAACAGCCAGGAGGACGUGUGGGGUUCAAUCCCCGAGGCUGAACUGAUCAGAAGAUUCCUGAACAUUGCGAGGUGCCACAAAUCCAUGGACUCACCGCUCAAACUCAAGGCCCUCUAUUCGUUCAAGAGGACCCUCUCUGAUCAGGCACCUGAGUUCCAGGAUCACCGGCAGAAA